This is a messenger RNA of Carassius carassius (crucian carp), 3634 nucleotides long. RefSeq names its product solute carrier family 15 member 4-like. The transcript is spliced from 9 exons. Gene Ontology annotation, molecular function: transmembrane transporter activity. The record is from RefSeq and is a predicted model, not a curated record. Gene Ontology annotation, cellular component: membrane. Lineage: Eukaryota; Metazoa; Chordata; Actinopteri; Cypriniformes; Cyprinidae. The coding region runs from base 263 to 1999 and encodes 578 amino acids. Gene Ontology annotation, biological process: transmembrane transport; oligopeptide transport.
UGCUGUGGGCGCGUCACGUGGACUCCUGUGAGUGAACCGGGUGUCACGCGGUAGUAUUGUGACUGGCUGUUUACCCUCGGAGACCACAACUAAACUUUAUGCCUUCAGACCUUUAGGAACUUUAAGUUAAUAUUAUUAAUAACAUGUAUCCCGAGGACAUUGGUGAACACGUUGCGGGCUGAAUGUGGAGCAGUGCUAAGUGUUCAAGAACGGUUUGGAUUUUGGUCAGCUGACCGCCUCUUGAGAAACAGCAUAUCAGGCCAUGGCUGGCAGGGAUGUAAACGAGAGCACUCCUCUUUUGGACAACUCUGUGGCUCCGACUAGAUCAGAGUCAGUGUUCAAUGGCAGGAGACUGGCAUGUGCUGCUAUACUGCUGGCAGAGUCUCUAGAGCGGAUGGCCUUCUAUGGCAUCACCUCGAACCUGGUGCUCUUCCUCAACAGCAGCCCCUUCUAUUGGGAGGGCACUUCGGCCAGCCAGGCCCCCUUGAUCUUCAUGGGAGUCACUUAUUUGAUAUCGCCUUUCGGUGGCUGGCUGGCAGAUGCAUUCCUUGGCAAGUUUGCAACCAUAGCAUUGAGUUUAGUUCUGUACCUGAUUGGGAUGCUGCUUUUCCCCUUUGUUGCCAACGACAGCACCAGGGCCUCUCUGUGUGGAGAAGAGAUGGCAUUCCCAGUGCAGUCAGCAGAGUGUUUCUCUGAAAACGGGACUGUGCCUGCCAAUGUGACCUGCAUGAAUCGGCCGUCCUACUGUGGGCCUGCGAUCUACAGUGGUCUGGUGCUGGUGGCUGUUGGGGUGGGAGCUGUCAAAUCAAACAUCACUCCAUUCGGGGCAGAUCAGGUGAAGGAUCGAGGUCCGGAGGCAACGCGGCGGUUCUUUAACUGGUUCUACUGGUGCAUUAAUCUGGGAGCGAUCUUCUCGCUGGGUGGAGUAGCUUAUAUUCAGCAGAACGUUAGCUUCUUUAUAGGCUACAUCAUCCCUGCCGUCUGCCUCGGGGUGUCCCUCAUCAUCUUUACCCUGGGCAGAACAGUAUUUAUAACCAAAUCUGCAGAUGGCAGUGCCUUCAGUGACAUGUUCCGGAUCCUGGCCUCGGCCCUCUGUGGACGCGGGCCAAAAGAACCAAGUCUGCUCAGGCCAAAGCCAUCUCUACUGGAUAGUGCAAAGGUGACAUACGGUGGGCGAUUUUCAGAGGAGAAGGUGGAGGAAGUGAAAUCGUUGGUUAAAAUACUUCCUGUUUUCCUGGCCCUGAUUCCAUACUGGACUGUCUAUUUCCAGAUGCAGACCACAUAUUAUCUCCAGAGUCUCCAUCUGACAAUUCCUGGAGCCGUUCCCAACUCCACAGACUCCCACCCGAAUACAUUUCGCUUCACGCCAGCUUGGCUGACCAUGUUUGAUGCCGUGCUGAUCCUCAUGUUGAUCCCCCUCAAGGAUAAAGUGGUGGACCCCAUCCUCAAACGCAAAGGCCUGCUGCCCUCCCCUCUGAAGAGAAUCGCUGUGGGCAUGUUCUUUGUCAUGUGCUCGGCGGUGGCAGCUGGCAUUUUAGAGACGAAGAGGCUGGAUAUAGUUCGCACACAAGGCCCCAUCCCGCAGUCACUCGGUGGAGUUACAUACUAUGCAGCCGAUCUACCGAUCUGGUGGCAAGUGCCGCAGUACAUCCUCAUCGGUGUCAGCGAAAUAUUUGCUAGUAUUGCAGGUCUGGAGUUUGCCUACUCCGCAGCUCCUCGCUCCAUGCAGAGUGCUAUAAUGGGCCUGUUCUUCUUCUUCUCCGGCAUCGGCUCUUUUGUGGGAUCGGGACUACUUGCUAUCGUCUCUCUCAAAGCCAUCGGCUGGAUGUCCUCACAUAAAGACUUCGGUAACAUCAACGAGUGCACACUGAAUUACUAUUUCUUCCUCCUGGCUGCCAUUCAGGGAGUCACACUCCUCGUCUUCCUCAUUGUAUCUGUGAAGUAUGACAAGCAGAAGCCCAGAUCAGUGAGCCACAGGGGGUCUCUGACCAAAUCAUGACCCCCCCAUCAUCCUCACCAGCUUUACACAGCCGUACGAUCACCUUCAUUCCUCAGCCACCAAAUCAUUUGCCAAAUAUUAAACCUCGUAGUUUUUCAAGAAUUAGGUUUUAAACUAUUUGAUUCAAAAUUGAAACACCGUUUACUGGAACUGGCCAUUCUCUUGCCAUUUUAAACACGCAAAAACAAUAUAAAAAAAAUAAAAUAAAAUAAUAAUAAGCUUAAAAAAAAAUAUCAUGUGAAAUGGUUGGAAAUGAGGUUUGUCCACUCCAUCAGUGAACUGGAUUAUAUAAUGCUUUAUUGUAGUAUAAACUUUGGGCAACACUUGUUCAAAAUUUGGGAUUUUUGUUGGUUUGACUAUGUCAAGAUUUAUACAUUUACUUGCUUAUAAUUUGAAGGUUUUUAAAUGGUUUACUAUGAGUAAACUUAUUAGUUUAAAUUAAAUAUUUAUUACACCUUUUAUUUUUGUAGUUUAUGCUCAACAGGGUAAGAAAAUACUCCUGUUCAGAUUUAUUUAAAAUUGUGUCUUUUGGCAUGUUUUUUUUUCUUUUGGUACAUUUGUAUUUUUUUAAAACACAAUUUAACAAUACUUUUGAAACUUUUUUCCACCUUUUCCUUUAGUCCAGGCACUGUCUGGACUGUAUUGUGUUUCUUUGGUCACUUUAUUUUAAAUUUGAAAUAAAUAUUAAUUUGUUACGCUGUUGAUGCUAAUUGGCUGAUGUCCAAAAGGGCAAAUACUGUAUGGUUGGCUACUCAUUUCAGAUGGGAGCCAGCCUGUACAGUUUUUUGUAAACAUCAGUCAAGUAGUUGAUAAAAACUUCAGUGCAAAAGACUUGCACAAUUUUAUUUUAUCACAUUUAGUUGUGUCCUUAACAUUUUAUUACAUUUAUAACUUUGGUACUAAACUGUGGCUUUACAAGUGUUUGUCACUUUUAAUUAUUUAUCAGGUAUUAGGCUUGUUUUGAAUGAUUUUGAUCAUAAGUGGUAAGGCCAAGCAGUCCAUUGCUCUUUAUAGUGGUUAUGAUACUAGUGUACCUGAGAAAUGAUGACUUUGCACAAGACAUGCUGAUAUCAUGAAGCACACACACAGCUCAGCUGACGUCUUUACAGCAGGAAUAUCUGAAUAUGAAUAGUUUUUCCUUUGAAAAAACCUGCGUCUUGUUUGUAAUGAUUCAUGAUCUUUCUAGAUUUGUAUAAGGAUUUUGGAUGAACAACAAACCUUAAGCUCAUAUUUUUAUCUGAAUGAGGUAGUGAAAUUACAUUAGCACUAAUCUCUAGUAAAAAAUAGCAUGUUUAUAAUUGAGUAUAUAUGCAGGCUUAUGAUACAUCCUUUAAAAAUGUAUACAUCAGCUUCAUAAUGUCAUCAUGCUGUAAAAAGGCGUCUUGCUUGAUGUAAUUUUCAUGCAAAUUUUGCAAUGACAACCCUUUUUGCUGCUGUAUUUGCCAACUAAUAAAUUAAGUCUGCUGUAUUUGCUUUGACUACAGGCUCAACAAAAUAGUAACAACGCUCCCUUUAUGCUUCUUUGCUAGUUCUUUUUAUGUGUUUUCAUACACGGGCAGUUCCUGUGGUUUGCUUUGGACUUUUUCAGCAGUUACACCUUGUGCCUUCAAUGCCAGAGUCGCUCCACAUGACUCU